AUGAAGUUUCUGAUGAAAAUUUCGACUAAAGCGCCCUGGGAUUUCGAAUCACUGGUCACCAGCAGGAAAGUCAAAGUGUCUCUUGAUCGUCUGAUACCUUUGGUUUUGAAGCCUUUCAAAGAAAAGUUUCAAGAAGCACCAUUGAGGAAUCAUUACCUGAGCAUUCAUCCAAGAGUAUCGAUCGCUGUAUACUUCCUCAAGGAUGAGCCAAAUGUCGGAUGGAUACGAGUGAUUAAAAAGCCGCAAAUUCAAAUUUUGACUAAGAAGAAAGCGACUAAUCUAUUGACUAAAUUAGCUAUGGCGGUCACCUACAUUCACGUGGAACUCCAACGUUCCACAUCCAGACAGGGCAAAGAUUUCAUUCAAAAAAGAAAAGCAAUUUUUCAAUGGCUGAUCACGGUUAUAUUUGAACCAAAACAAGGUUUUCCAAUAUACGGUAAAUUAAAAAUCAACCCAGGAUUGGCACCUUGGGAGGAGGAGAGGUAUAGAAACACAGUCAUAUUUACCCCGGUCCAAUUGAGAUUAAUUCAAUACUUUUCUGAACCACUCACCAGUCUCACUUUGAGAGAGACCGCAGCCUUUAUUAUCACAUCCUGGUAUCAUGAUCAUGAUGACACUGAGUUUUGCUCUUGGGCAAAAUUGCCCUUCCAAGAUUAA
Molecule: messenger RNA, 657 nt
Organism: Puccinia graminis f. sp. tritici CRL 75-36-700-3
Lineage: Eukaryota; Fungi; Basidiomycota; Pucciniomycetes; Pucciniales; Pucciniaceae
Exons: 1
Coding region: 1-657 (218 amino acids)
Source: RefSeq, a predicted model, not a curated record